AUCUUUUACCUACGGAGACAGAGACGAACAUGACAACAGGUGUGUGUCGGAGGGGACGCUGAACAUAAAUUGAACGACAAGCAUACCGAUGAUGGGAAUGGCGAUGACGAUAGCAUAGCAACGCAAACGAAACGAAGAUUAGGCUGUCUAAAAUUAAACAAAUACUCACGAAAGUGCGAUUAGAAAAUAAAGUCAUGCAAUGUCCUAACAAGAAUUUUAGCGUCUAAUAUAGAUAUUAGAAAUCAUAGAAAAAAAUACAUGUUAAGUAUCACAAAAGGUGGCGCCACCAAUAUAACAGCAAAGUAAGUUUCUUGUUGGAAAUAUAGGAACUUCAAAUAUUUACAGGUUUAACCUCUGGGAUCUUAGGCAUCAUGAUGAAUUAAAUGAGAGCUGACUCGUCCUAACUUGACACAUUAUGUGAUGGCGAGAAGUACAACUUUCUGGAACAGCACUGUAAGACAACAGUAACCGGAAAUUUAAUUUAUAGUAUUAAAGACUGAGGUUACUCAUUGAGGCACCAGUAGCCAUGGUUAAUCUGAAAUGAUGGAGGAUGAUGACAAGCCAUUUGCAUGCACUGUGCCUUCAUGCAAUCAGAGGUUUACAAAUGAGGAUCAUCUUACUGUUCACAAACAGAAGCAUCAGAUGACUCUUGCUAUUGGGGCAAGGACGACCAAUGUUGGUAUGUUUAUUGCUGAUCAAACUCCUACACCUACACGGUUUCUACGAAAUUGUGAAGAAGUAGGGCUAUUUCAAGAUCUGCAUAGCGUUAACCCCUUUGAGGAGAGCUUUAAGAAAGCUGCUGCUGCAGUUAGUGCUGGUAACCCUGUGCCACAUCAUGAGGCUGACCAGUCUGAUGUGUUGCACACACCAUGCAUAAUAACAGUCGACAAACCACCAAUCUGUAGGCGGCCAGUCAGUGAUUCACCUGAUGUUAUUGUCUUUGCUUCGAUUCCGGAGACCCCGCAGCCAUCAUCAGCGACACGCGCUACUGAAGAGAGUGAAGUCGUUGUUGAACAAACAGCAACAGCCGGAGAGCAGGUCACAACUCUUACAGAGACAGUUUGUCAGCAGGAGCAACUGGCCUUUACAACUGUACAACUACAAACAUCCAUUCCUACAAGCUCCAUUCCAAAGGCUUCUUACUCGGCUCCAGUUGUGGUGCCACACGUGGUUAUUUCCUCACAGCAAUCGAGAAGAGAUGCACUGGAUUCCAGUCAAACUGCUGGCCAUAUAGUAUGUACAGCUGCUCAGGUUUUGAAUACAGCACCUGUUGUCGUCACAGCUCCAUCUCAGAUUCUCUCUCAACAGGGUGUUAAUGCAUCCAACCAAGUUGUCCUGGCUCCGCAUGCUGUGCAAUUACUUCUCAAGCUUUCCGAUGGCAAGACUGUGCCUGUGCAGGUUCCACAAUCAGGAGCAGCAAUAUUGCCUGUCGUUGCUCCAGCAAACAGUACUUCUCGUCCUGGCAUCGUCACUACGUCUGUGCGGUCUGCUGCGCCACCUAAUGUGUCCCUAGCAAAAUUGAAACUUAAAGCAGUUCUGACACAGAACCAGAUCCAGAGCAACUCGGGUCAGAGACUUGUUCCUGGAGUGAAGGUGAUAUCAUCAGCUCCGGCCUUAUCGCUGAAUGGUACAGUGUGUAUGACACAGCCAAUAAGCACUUGUACAGCCACAUCCUCUUCUCCUGAGGUGAUGGUCACAUCACUCACAACAAGGAGGCGCCGAUCGAGUGAAACUGACGAUCCAGAUGAGAAACGGAGACGGUUUCUGGAGCGAAACCGCGCUGCAGCCACACGAUGUCGCACAAAGCGGAAAAUGUGGAUCACUGCACUUGAGACAAAGUCCGAUGGUCUCCUCAAUGUCAACACACACCUACAGAAUGAGGUUCACAUGCUACGCCAAGAAAUCGUGCAAUUGAAGACCAUGUUACUUGCACAUAAAGACUGUCCAGUUACCUUGCAGCAAGCUCGUGCCAGACUACAGCAGACGACACAGGGAAAUAAGUCUGAUAGUGAUGAAUUAGCAUCCGGAGAUACAGUGCCAGUACAAGGCAGCAUAUCCGUUUCGGUGCCUGCUGGUCAGAACAAUGCAGUGCUGGAAGAGAAAAAUGAUGCACCUACUGUGGAGGCAAAUCUUCACACGCUCGCUGCAACAAUGAUAGAGCAAGCAGAUGCAGUAGGCAACAGUGUUGUGACUGUCUACAGCAAAAUCACCACAUCCACCAUGAACAGCACAGACAGUAGCAGUCGUGACUCACAGUAGUUCAGGGCAUGCUGGCGAGACUGGUGUGGAUGUUGAUCGCGUAAUGUGCGUAAAGGUGCAGCAAUGUGACCUCUCGUGGCAUACAGACAUUUGCUGGCUCAUUGAACCGACAGGUUUGCAGAUUGGGUACAUAUGCAGGGUGUCAAAUUUAACGUUUUUUCUUCUUCUUGCCAUUUACUCCUAUUUUCCCACACUCCAAUCUGGCAUUAGUUUGGACGUUAAUUGUUCUUAGCCUUUACAAUGUAUAGUUUCGAACCGUUGCCUAUGUUACUGAGCAUGUUUCUAACAAAGUGGUUCUGUGUUUUCAGAUUUUACGUGGUAUAGAUGUGAAGAAAUUGUAUAGAACACUGGUACUUUACGUCAUAUUCCUACAUAGCUUACCUGUACCUCCAGUCCCCAAUCUUUUAAGGUCCAUGACCUAAUUAGAAACCAAUACAAAACUUAACCAGCAACCAUAAAAUAAUCAUCAAGGGGCUACACCACUGUAGGUUUUCAGCAUUCAAUACAGGCAUACCUAAAAUCACCACAAACGUUUGGGAGAAUCGUAUAAUUAUAAUUUUACGGUGACAGUUUUUCAUUCCUUAUCUCUGAUAUUGGAAACACACUGUCCUGGUAAUGCUGCAGUAUAAUAUUUUAAGAUUUCUCUCAAAUCUGGUAAUGCAUUGAUACCAUGGUGUUUACUGCAAUGGUCAUGGGAAGCGCAUCCGUUGUGAAAAAAACCUUUCUGAUAUUUUGAAGGAAAACUCCAUUUUAUUUCCUAGUUUUAGAUUUACAUCUUCCCACUUAAUAGUGUACGGAUGCCCUGCAUAUACGCGUUCACAUUACAAUAUGGAUUAUGUAAAAUAUUCUUCAUGGUCAUGGAUUAUGUAAUUAAAUGUUCUGUGCUGUAAGUUAUUUCUGUAUGAUAAUCUUGAAUCAACUUGCUUAUUGUUGGUAUAUGUAAAUAUCUUGUGGAAUUCUUUGUGUUCUAUUUGUGGGCAUACAAAGUUUCAGGUGGGCAGGGUAUAUCAUCUGUCUGGUGUCAACUAAUGCAUUCUUAGCAAAUAUGUGUUACUAGCAUUGGCAUGUGCUUGUCGGUAGCACUAAUUUUAGUAUUCACUCACAUAUGUACUGUACAUGAUACAAAAAUCCAUUUAAAAGUC
Messenger RNA from Priapulus caudatus, 3401 nucleotides. Its product is annotated as cyclic AMP-dependent transcription factor ATF-7-like. The coding region runs from base 541 to 2259 and encodes 572 amino acids. Gene Ontology annotation, biological process: regulation of transcription by RNA polymerase II. Gene Ontology annotation, molecular function: DNA-binding transcription factor activity, RNA polymerase II-specific; cAMP response element binding. The transcript has 14 exons. Lineage: Eukaryota; Metazoa; Priapulida; Priapulimorpha; Priapulimorphida; Priapulidae. The record is from RefSeq and is a predicted model, not a curated record.